AUGUCGGACAACAGGUUCACCGUUUCGACAGUUGAGUCGGAAUGUAAGAAGAAUGGAAUUCAUAUGGGUGCGAGUAUUAUUGGCAGGCCGCUACGGACCUCGUUGGAGACGGUGGAACGAGGGGAUCCCAACUCACAGUCUGAUACAUGGCUACACGAUGCUGGCUGGAGGAGAAAACGAUCGUUGGCCCAGCUUACUAGAGAAGCAUUACCGCGAAUGGAGAACUAUAGGAACUCAAAGCGAGCUCUUAAAAGACCAAGUUUAGGCGAAUUACAUGGAGAUCAUUUGAUCACAGAAGAGGACGAGAAACAAUGUCAAAGAGAAACAAAAUCACCGACUCCGGCACACGGCAUCAAACUAGGAUGGAUUCAAGGCGUGUUGAUACCAUGUCUGCUGAACAUCUGGGGCGUCAUGUUGUUCCUGCGUAUAUCGUGGGUGGUGUCGCAGGCCGGUAUUGGCCUCACCCUCAUAAUCAUCGCCAUAUCAGCGGUCGUGUGCGUCAUCACCACCCUCUCCAUGAGCGCGAUAUGCACCAACGGGGAGGUGAAAGGAGGUGGUAUAUACUACAUAAUAUCAAGAUCUUUGGGUCCUGAAUUCGGUGCGUCCGUUGGCAUUAUAUUCGCUUUCGCCAACGCAGUAGCUGCUAGCAUGAACACAAUAGGAUUUUGCGAUUCUCUAAACGACCUCCUCAGAAUACAGGGAGUCAAAAUUAUUGACAAUGGAGUGAAUGACGUCAGAAUAGUUGGGGCUGUAGCGUUGGUUGUGAUGUGUAUAAUCUGUGCUGUCGGCAUGGACUGGGAGAGUAAGGCACAGAAUUUCCUGAUCGCCAUUAUUGUUGGAGCGAUGGUGGACUUCAUAGUAGGGACUCUGAUGGGCCCCAAAGACGCGAGCGAUGUUGCUCAUGGCUUCGUAGGGUUGUCAGCGGCAACCCUAUCGGAGAACUUCAAUCCAGACUUUCGGUUCAGUGAGGGUCUUCACCAAGACUUCUUCAGCGUCUUCGCAAUAUUUUUUCCUUCAGUCACCGGUAUACAGGCCGGUGCUAACAUCUCUGGAGAUUUAAAGGAUCCAGCUUCCGCCAUUCCCAAAGGUACUCUUCUAGCGCUGCUAAUAUCGAUGGUGAGUUACGCGCUCAUGGUGCUAUUUUCUGGCGGAGGAGCUUUGAGAGACGCGUCAGGGAACAUCUCCGACCUGAUCAUGGCCAAUGGAACUAUUGUCAACUACACCGGACUAUCGAAUUGCGUGAAUAGCUUAAACGGCUGCGGCUAUGGCCUCCACAAUAGUUAUUCCGUAAUGCAAUUGAUGUCAGCAUGGGGACCUCUUAUUUACGGUGGUUGUUGGGCGGCUACUUUAUCGACUGCUUUGACCAAUCUCCUAUCAGUGCCUCGUUUGAUCCAAGCGCUUGGAGUAGACCGCAUCUAUCCUGGACUUAUCUUCUUCUCAAAGCCUUACGGCAAACACGGAGAGCCUUACAGAGGAUAUGUGUUGACUUUCAUCGUAUCACUGAUGUUCUUGCUUAUAGCUGACCUCAAUACGAUCGCUCCUCUCAUAUCUAACUUCUACCUAGCGUCGUAUGCUCUCAUCAACUUCUGUACUUUCCACGCGGCCCUCGUGCGUCCUUUAGGCUGGCGACCUACAUUCCGGUACUACAAUGUCUGGCUAUCAAUGAGCGGUUUCCUAAUGUGUGUGGCUAUCAUGUUUCUGAUAAGUUGGAUUAUGUCUCUUGUGACAUUCGCUGUAUUCUUCACUCUGUACCUCAUAGUACACUAUCGGAAACCUGAUGUCAAUUGGGGCAGCAGCACCCAAGCCCAAAUGUACAAAACAGCGUUAUCAAGCGCCCAUAACUUAGCAAGAACUGGUGAACAUGUCAAGAAUUACUGGCCACAGCUGUUAGUUCUGGCUGGGAAACCGUCUGAUAGACCAGCCUUAGUAGACCUCGGCAAUCUCAUCACGAAAUCCGGCUCUCUCAUGAUGAUUGGUGAUAUAUCACAGAAAAAGCUAAGCUACAAGGAGCGUGUACAUCGCUCGCGGUGUGGUGACGAGUGGUUGAGAGGUCGCAAGGUCCGCGCGUUCUGUACCUCUGUGAAUGGGUUCAGCUUUGAGUCUGGUGCGAGGGCUUUGAUGCAAGCGGCGGGCGUUGGAAGACUGGCUCCCAACGUGCUGCUCAUGGGGUAUAAAGCCGAUUGGGCCACAGCACCCGCUGCCGACUUGGAAUCAUACUUCAAUGUUUUACAUACCGCAUUUGAGACUCGUCUCGCGGUGGCUAUAGUCCGAGUUGCCGGCGGUUUGGACUAUAGUGCUGUAGAGGGGCAGGGAGAGGGAGGAUUGGACGGGCAGGGGGAGGGGGGAGCCCUUACAGCCACCUCCAGUGGUAGCGGAGACCUCAGGAUAAAGAGACCACAAGCACAGAUAAUGCACGCGGACUCAGAUCUUGAUAUACGAUCUACAGCGACCACUGGCUCACAGCCUUCCAGCAGACAUAACCUUAAUCUAUUGACUCUUACAACAUCGCGUUCAUUCACGAUAUCAGAGAAAAGUGACACCAAGGAAAAGAAAAAAGACAAGAAAUUAUUUGAUAUUCAGCGACAAGUCAUCUACAAGUCAUCGUCUGGUGUCGAAGUGUCUAUGGAACAGUUGUCACAGAUGACGCUGUUCAAGAGGAAACAGGAAUCAGGUACGUUGGAUGUAUGGUGGUUGUAUGAUGACGGUGGUCUAACAAUUCUUCUGCCGUACAUCGUGUCUCAGCGAGCCGCUUGGCAGAGAUGCAAGCUGAGGAUCUUCGCUCUCGCUAACAGAAGACACGAGAUGGAACUAGAGGAGAGAAAUAUGGCCAACCUGUUAGCUAAGUUCCGUAUAGACUACUCCUCACUGACCAUGGUGCAAGACAUCAUGGAACCGCCGCAAGCUGAGACUAAGAAACUGUUUGAAGAUAUUAUAAAGGGUUUCACGGACGGGAAAGGAGAGUGCAGCAUCCCUCAGUCGGAGUUGUCAACCCUAUGUGAGAAGACUCAUCGUCAAUUGAGACUUCGGGAACUCCUUCUCGCUAACUCCUCGAACGCUCAGCUGGUCGUAAUGUCCCUACCCAUGCCUAGAAAGGGUUCCGUAUCAGCUCCACUGUACAUGGCGUGGUUGGAAGUAAUGAGUCGCGACCUCCCGCCCAUGUUGUUCGUGAGAGGCAACCAGACCUCUGUGCUCACAUUCUAUUCAUAG
Danaus chrysippus (African queen) is the source of this 3207-nucleotide messenger RNA. The record is from the annotation of a GenBank genome assembly. NCBI's taxonomy places the organism in Eukaryota, Metazoa, Arthropoda, Insecta, Lepidoptera, Nymphalidae.